UGAAAAUAUGGAAUCUAAAAGAGUCAACAAGGUCUACAAAAGAGCUGCCAAAAAUACAGUCAUAAUCGAUAGAAGAGUCGGCAAGAAAGGUACUGAGUGUCCAGUUGACCAAGAUGUCCUCGACUUCAACGAUUUCCAACAAGAGAUGAACACUGGAAAGAAAAACGGCAUCAGAGCUAACCUGGGUGAAAAACCUGAAGCUCUUAAUGGAGAUAACACCAGCUCAAAAUGGACAAAAUAUGGUUUAAUGUUAUUCAUUUUCUCAGUAAUUAUGUACUAUCUCCUCAUCGAUAAAAUUGUCAGUCUGCUGCAACAUUUCUAAGAACAUAAGCACACACAAUUUUAAUCAAGGAUUCAAUAAUUCUUA
Molecule: messenger RNA, 367 nt
Organism: Moneuplotes crassus
Lineage: Eukaryota; Ciliophora; Spirotrichea; Euplotida; Euplotidae
Source: the annotation of a GenBank genome assembly